GUUGUGACAAGAGAAAGCAAUCGUCGAUCGUAAAGACUUCACUGGAAUAGACACAAUCAGUCCUCCACAAUGCUCUCGAGCGUGAGCGUCUCACUGUCCGGUUACAUUCGUGCAAACAAUGGCCUUCGUUUGAUCGAGGAUAGAAACUGUAUCGUUCGGUUGGACAAUGGUAAGAACAAAGUAAAACUUAUAUCCGGCGGUGGAAGUGGUCAUGAACCAGCUCAUAUUGGAUACGUCGGAGUAGGAAUGCUAGAUGCAGCUGUUUGCGGAGAUGUAUUUUGUUCCCCUUCGGCGACUUCGAUUGUGGACUGCUUGCGCACGGUUGCAGAUCCCGAAGAAAGUGUCCUUUUCAUCGUUAACAACUACACUGGAGAUAGAUUGAACUUCGGACUGGCAGUCGAGCGAGCCGAAUCGCUUUACGGAUAUAAAAAAUUGAGGAUUUUACUAAACGAUGAUGAUUGUUCGAUUGAUAGUACGUUAGUUAGAAAAUCAGUUGGAAAAAGAGGUUUGGCUGGGUCAGUUCUGCUUAUAAAAAUACUAGGUGCCAUGGCUGAACUGGCAUUUACAGCUGAAGAGAUAUAUCGAGUCGGUGAUGAGCUCUUACGUAAUGGUCACUUAAUAACAUUCGGGUUCACGUUCGAGGUGGCUAAUGGUAAACUGCACAACAUUGAGCUGGGUAAAGGACUUCACGGUGAACCUGGUGUAUACAAAAUGGAUACCAGCGACAACUUCGAACCAAUCAUACAGUUUAUGAUGACUAAAUUGGACGGAAAAUUUAAACCUUCGGCAGACGUUGUAGUGCUCAUCAAUAAUCUCGGAGGAACAUCCGAGUUCCAUGUAGGAAUUUUUAUCGAGACGUUAUCUGCGAUUUUGGAAAAAUGCUACAGAAUACACCGAGUUUACUCAGGAACAUUCUUUUCUUCUCUAAACCAGUGUGGGUUAUCUGUAACCUUGUUAAAUUUGACAUAUUCUGAUAAUCUGUUGAGGUAUUUGGAUUAUAAGGUUCAAGUGGCAUCACCAUUAUUCGGCAGUACUUCAUUUCACCUUCCUGCAUCGAAAGUGAUAAAUUUUCAGGACAAAAAUUCGUCUAAAAUCACUGCUAGCACACAAUCAUUCAAACUGGAAGUUUGUGGUGAAGCGAAAUCUCACAUUCGCUCAGCACUCGAACACAUUUCGCACACGCUACUGUCUAGCCGCGAAUUACUGAAUGCUUAUGACCGGGAAUGCGGCGAUGGAGAUACAGGAACCACAAUCGCCAACGGAGCGAGUGCUUUGUUAGCUAACCUAAGCACAGGGAUUGAUCUACAGCAUCCGGCCAAAAUGUUGCAAGACAUUAGUUUGAUAAUGCAACUAAGCAUCGGUGGUACAUCUGGCGCUAUCUACAGCCUUUUCUUUCAAGCGGCAUCUAAAGCAUUCGUAGGGGCUGAUAAUGAUCCAAAAAUAACCGUGCAGCACUGGAUUAAUGCCCUUACGCACGGUAACGAUGCCAUAAUGCGUCAUGCACUUACAGAAGUUGGCGACCGAACCAUGCUGGAUCCGUUGAGGGAAGCUGAACUGCAGCUGAGAAAUUCGAUACAGGAAAAUCUUCCAACAGCGGGUUACAUUCGAAUUUUCGCGGAAACAUGUGAACGAGUUGCCGAGGCUACUCGUCGGAUGAUUCCUAAAUCGGGAAGAGCUUCCUACUCGGCUUCUGAGUCAAAACAGGUGCAUUAUAAUUAUCCCGAUCCGGGAGCACAUGCUGUUGCUGUUUGGGCUCGCGGAUUGUGUGAUGCCUUUAAAAGGGAUUAAUUAUAAACAAAUAAUUUUAAGGUGAGGAGCCAACAUGGUUGGCUUAGUCAGUCAAAAGGUGUGCACGUGCCCAAGGUUCCCAGAAAUUUUUUAUGAGAUCAAUUAUAUUAACCCAGGCAUUUCUUAACGAAAUUUGAGGAAUUUAUUGAACGAAAUCUUUAUCGAGUCAAUUUGAUGAACCUUAUUUUUAGAAUUAAAAAAAUAACGAAACACAUUUUAAGUAAAUAAAAAAGUAUCACUGAAUACUAUGAUAAAUGAAAUUUCGGAAGGUUCUUAUGGACCGUGCACAGUAAUCAUUUAUUUUUAACCCCUGAUCACCCUCCGUGAAACAGCGCGAAUAAUUCACGUACCCUUACCACUGGAUAGCUAUCACCGGCGCUAGAGUAACGACUUUACCAGCUGACCCCAGGUUUCUGGCCAGUCAAAGAUUUAUUAUGUAAAACAUAUUUUUAUAUAUUGUAUUUCCAAGGGUUGGGUGUAGGGGAACCCGAAGCUAUAAGGACCGACCCCCGCGAUUUGUCAGAAAAUCAUGAGACUUUUUGACUUCUGAACAUAAACGUGGAACCGUUAUUCUAAAACAUUAAUUUUGACAGCUGAAUCUAAUUCUUUGUUUUUUUUUAGAAAUGAGAUACAA
Messenger RNA from Topomyia yanbarensis, 2422 nucleotides. Its product is annotated as triokinase/FMN cyclase-like. Gene Ontology annotation, molecular function: glycerone kinase activity. The transcript has a single exon. Bases 70 to 1788 code for a protein of 572 amino acids. The record is from RefSeq and is a predicted model, not a curated record. NCBI's taxonomy places the organism in Eukaryota, Metazoa, Arthropoda, Insecta, Diptera, Culicidae. Gene Ontology annotation, cellular component: cytosol. Gene Ontology annotation, biological process: glycerol catabolic process.